GGAGAGGUGACAGAGAGGACGUCGGUGCCGACAGUCGACGGCGGCACGCGGACCGACGGGGACGGUGGAUCCGGUGCCGACGGGACCCGGAGCACGAGAGCGAUGACGUCGGACGUGAUGUGCGACUUCCCGAUCAUCGACAUCAGCGAUCUAGCUGAGCCGCAGGAGACGCCUUCUGUCGAGGUGCUGCUGGCUGUCGGACGAAGAGUGGUGGACGCUUUCCAGCGGUCCGGCUUCGUCUACCUGCGAGGUCACGGCAUCGACGCCAGCCUUCAGAGGGAAACCUUCGCCGCCUCGCGAGACUUCUUCGCGCUCGACGAGGCGUCGAAGCGGCGUUUUGCGCGUUUCGAGAAGACGGGCUUCAACGGUUACACAGCUGUGGGAGGGGAGAACACUGGACGACUGACGGAGGCUGAUCUGCUGGAUUUGAAGGAGUGCUACGACUUUCAGGUCAUCGGUCAGGACUACCCGGACUCGGUGCUGCCCGGAUUCUGCCAGCAGCUGGAGCAGCUGGCCAGGGCCUGCUGCCUGCUGAGCGGCCGGCUGCUGGCAGCCGUGCAGGAGGUGCUGCUGGACCAGCAGCCGGCGGCUGACAGCCAGCAGCAGGCAGCCGAUCCUCAGCAGCAGCAGCAGAUGAACGGUAACCAAGAGGAGACUGAUCAGCGCCAGAUCUCCAGCGACCUCUCUGAUCAUCCGUCGCAGUCAGACUCCGAUAAACUCCAGACUGAUCUUCAGGCGGUACCGGACCCUCCUCUGACCACCACAGAGCCUCCCGUGACCACCAGUGAGCCGUCGCUGACCUCCCGCGGCCCUCUGACCUCUGCCCACCGGCGGAUGCUGGUGCCGGGCGGCUGCUCGGCGCUGAGGGUCCUCAACUACCCCCCGGUACCGGAGGGUGCUGCCGAGGCCGGCGCUGUCCGCUGUGCGCCUCACACCGACUACGGCAGCCUGACGCUGCUCUUCCAGGACCAGCUCGGAGGACUGGAGGUGGAGUCGGCUGACGGCGGCUGGCGUCCGGCUCCCCCUCUGGAGGACGCCAUCCUGGUCAACGUCGGUGACCUCAUGGAGGUGUGGUCCUCUGGCCGUCUGCGCGCCACCAAACACCGGGUGGUCGUGCCCCAGCAGGAGCUGCUGCGCCGGCGCGCCCGCCAGUCGAUCGCGAUGUUCGUCGAUCCCGACGAUGACGUUCUGGUGCGCCCUCUGGACGACGACAAGCGGUUCGCGCCGGUCAACUGCGGCCAGUCGCUGCGGGAAAAAUUUGCCAAGACGUACCCGGCGUUUGCCGAGUGGCAGCGCUCGAGAUGUGAGGAGGAUAAGAAGGCUAGGGUGGAGUAGUGAAUUCACUCACAGCAUAGACAGGAGGAUUAUAUGAGGCUGCGAUAUAUCACUCCCGUUGAUGGAGAACUGUUGGGUUGCAGAUGCUGUUUCCGAGAGCUGCAGCUGUGUUUGUAUUUGGGGCUCACCCCACGGGAAUGACUUACUCCGUCUGAACAGCGAGUAGCUGGACGAACAACACACAGGUGUUACUAGUAGCUGGACGAACAUAUACCCAACACACGGGUGUUACUAAGUGUGAGAAUGUGGAGCUCUGGAUGCACUAUCUCCUUUCGUAUACUUCAGUGCGAGUACAGACAAGGUAGCACCAUUUUUCAUCAAUCGGUAGUUAGCAGUGGACUUUCAUAGGCAGUAUAGCCAGUAUGGCAUGAAGUAGUUCGGAAGUUAUCUGCAGUAGUUGCCAGUUGGCCGGAACGCUCGUUGUAUUUACGGCUUAGAUAGGUACGGCUGCCAUUUUUGUUGCUCAUGUACGGUUUUGCACAUCAUAGUUUUACAUUACUUGGAUAGGUUAAGGAUGUAGGCUGUAUUUUCAGAAUAUACGAUAUCAAAGAUAA
Messenger RNA from Amphibalanus amphitrite, 1889 nucleotides. RefSeq lists its product as uncharacterized. Lineage: Eukaryota; Metazoa; Arthropoda; Thecostraca; Balanomorpha; Balanidae. The transcript has 5 exons. Bases 103 to 1335 code for a protein of 410 amino acids. Gene Ontology annotation, molecular function: dioxygenase activity. The record is from RefSeq and is a predicted model, not a curated record.